This is a messenger RNA of Prosopis cineraria, 1747 nucleotides long. RefSeq names its product squamosa promoter-binding-like protein 13A. Gene Ontology annotation, cellular component: nucleus. Gene Ontology annotation, molecular function: DNA binding. The transcript is spliced from 3 exons. NCBI's taxonomy places the organism in Eukaryota, Viridiplantae, Streptophyta, Magnoliopsida, Fabales, Fabaceae. Bases 555 to 1592 code for a protein of 345 amino acids. The record is from RefSeq and is a predicted model, not a curated record.
UCAUCACCCCCUACUCUCUUUGACUUGUGCUCGCCUCCCUUGUCCCUUCCUUCCUCCUCCUCCUCUCUCUCCCACUCACAGUCACAGGUCUGUUUCGUUUCAUUUCCUUUUCUUUUCUUCAUCAUUUGUACUUGGCCUUUUUCUACCUAUUUUCUGCUCUUCCACUCUCCCCCGAUUCCUCUAGCUUCCUGUUUCAUAGCUUUUCCUUGUUCCCUCCAUUUUAAAACUUGCCCCUUCCCUUCCUUCUGGAUUCCCGGUUCCCCCGAACUCUGCUUUUGUCGCUGCUGCCCAUUCACUCAAGUCUCAAACGCAUGUGUUCCUGCUCCCUCCUGGGGGUCUCGCUAGUUUUUUUGACUUUCCAUAUAAUAUAUAAAUAUACCUUUCACUUUCACUUUCCAGUUUAUUUGAUUUAGAUUUUCUUUUCCUUUCUCUGCCAUGGUUUCGCUAUAAUUGAGUGGUCCGCAAUUGACGGGGCUCGUUUUCUCUGUUGCUUUGGAUGCGACUGUGAGGCUUCAUACAUCAUCCAGGGGAUCAAGAAAACAAACGUAAUCUUGAUGGAGUGGAAUUUGAAGGGUGGCUCCUGGGACUUGACGGAGUUAGAUGGAGGAGGAGGCCUGCCCAACAUAGAAACAACGGUCGAUAAUUAUUACUGGUCGAGCACACUCGGAUCAGUGAACCCGAGUGGCGGGGAAUUUUGUGUCGAUUUGAAGCUGGGUCGGGUCGGGAAUUCUGGCACCGAAGGCUCAGGGCCCAAGUGGAAAGUUGCGGCCGCAGCAUCAAAAACGGCAUCCUCCGCUGCUUCAGGAUCAUCGAAGAGGGCUCGAGCAAUUCAGAACGGGACCCAAACGGCGUCGUGCCUCGUGGAUGGGUGCAGUUCAGAUCUCAGUAACUGCAGGGAGUACCAUAGGCGUCACAAGGUGUGCGAACUCCAUUCCAAGACUCCUGUGGUCACCAUUGGCGGCCAAAAGCAAAGGUUCUGCCAACAGUGUAGCAGGUUCCAUUCCCUGGAAGAAUUUGAUGAAGGGAAGAGAAGCUGCAGGAAGCGAUUGGACGGGCACAACCGACGGAGAAGAAAGCCCCAGCCAGUGCCUCUUACUCGUUCUGCUGCUUUAUUCUCCAAUUACCAAGGGAGGCAGUUAGUAUCCUUGACAUCAUCGGACUCAAAUCUGUAUCCUUCCGGUGCUAUGGUGAACCCUGGUUGGGAAUGGGAAUGGGAUGGUAGGGCGGUGGUACGUAGCAAUAGUAAGCAGCAGCUAUAUCUCGGGUCUUCUGAGAGCACCAGAAUGAAGCAUCAUGAGAAGCCAUGUGUUGAAGCUGCUUCUGCGUGCCACACGCUUCUGAUGAGGAUGACGGCCUCAUCAGCGGAGGAGUCUCCUCCCCCUCCCCGUGCUCUCUCUCUUCUGUCAUCACCGGCGCCGACGCACGCACCCAUAUACCUGUCACAGCAGCCUCUAGGCCCCACCAGCCAUGAGGCUGUGGACGCUACGCCUCUGGUUAACAAUGGGACUCAUCUUUAUGUGUAUAACUCGUUCGGGUCUGAUGCGUCCCAGGGGUUCCAUACUUCCCAGUCACUCCCAUUUCAUUGGGAAUAAAAUUCAGAAGCACUUCGUUAAGUUUGAGCCCACUUCUAUUCUAAAAUUGCAAUUAAUUACAUUUCAUUUCCGAAUAUUUUUUUUAUCUUUGAUUUUUUUUUUUUUUGGCUUUCGUUACAAAAACUCAAGCAUUUAUCGCAACGACCAGUUAAUUC